UUUAAAUGAAUAUAUAAUAAAAGCAAACAAAUAUAAUCAAUCUGGGUUUGAUCUCUGAUAGCCGCUAUCAUCAUCAAAUCAGUAGCAAGGCAUCAUCAUGUACAGAACUGCGGUUUCGCGUCUCAGUGCUCUCAAGGGCGGCCGUAGAUAUCCUACAAGAUUUGCAAGUUCGAGUGCUGCAGCAGCCUUGCAAUCGUCCUCUUCCAGUGGUUUAUUCAGCUGGCUUACUGGGGGAAAGUCCAAGUCUUUGUCACCUCUAGACUUUCCACUUCAAGGAGUUGAACUCCCUUCCACUUCACCUGAUUAUGUUGAACCCGGGGUAACUAAGAUUACAACACUUGGUAAUGGCUUGCGAAUUGCAUCUGAAACAUCACCGAACCCUGUGGCGUCAAUAGGGUUAUAUGUUGACUGUGGCUCAGUUUAUGAGUCACCAGCAACAUUUGGGGCCACUCACUUGCUGGAACGAAUGGCAUUCAAAAGCACAAGAAACCGCAGCCACUUGCGAGUUGUACGAGAAGUGGAAGCAAUUGGGGGCGCUGUGCAAUCCUCAGCAUCCCGGGAGCAGAUGGGAUACACAUAUGAUGCUCUAAAGACUUAUCUUCCGGAGAUGGUUGAGCUACUUAUCGAUUGUGUGAGGAACCCUGUCUUCCUUGAUUGGGAGGUCAAUGAACAGCUUCAGAAGGUGAGAGCUGAGAUCAGUGAAGCUUCAAAGAACCCUCAAGGUGUGCUUUUGGGGGCGAUUCACUCUGCUGGUUUUUCUGGUGGUUUGGCUAAUCCACUUUUAGCCCCAGAAUCUUCAAUAGAUAGAUUGAAUGGUUCACUCUUGGAGGAAUUUGUAGUUGAAAAUUAUACUGCUCCUCAUAUGGUGCUUGCAGCUUCUGGUGUUGAACAUGAGGAAUUGGUAGCCAUUGCAGAGCCCCUUUUAUCUGACCUGCCUGAUAAAAAGAGUCCUGGAGAGCCAGAAUCUUUUUAUACUGGAGGUGAUUUUCGUUGCCAAGCUGAUUCCGGGGACCAGAAAACCCAUUUUGCUCUUGCAUUUGGACUAAAAGGUGGCUGGCAUAAUGUGAAGGAGGCUAUUACCUUGACAGUUCUUCAGGUUCUAAUGGGAGGUGGUGGAUCAUUCUCAGCUGGUGGCCCAGGGAAAGGAAUGUAUUCAAGGUUAUGUAAGUUCGAUGCCUGUGCCUGAUCUGUAAUGGACCUAUGAAUUGAUGCUAAAUAUAUACAUGGAUACAAGAACGUGUUACCAUUUCU
Populus euphratica (Euphrates poplar) is the source of this 1251-nucleotide messenger RNA. Its product is annotated as mitochondrial-processing peptidase subunit alpha-like. The record is from RefSeq and is a predicted model, not a curated record. Gene Ontology annotation, cellular component: mitochondrion. Lineage: Eukaryota; Viridiplantae; Streptophyta; Magnoliopsida; Malpighiales; Salicaceae. Bases 98 to 1186 code for a protein of 362 amino acids. Gene Ontology annotation, biological process: proteolysis. Gene Ontology annotation, molecular function: metal ion binding; metalloendopeptidase activity. The transcript is spliced from 7 exons.